AGGAAUGACUUACUGAUGGUGUGCCGCCAGCUGAAUAUGGAGGAAUCUGUCAUGGAGAUCAUGCACCAGCUGGGAGCAGACGAAAAUGGAAAAAUUUCCUUCCAGGAUUUUAAUCAGUGCCGAAUGGAACUGGUGCAAGAAAUCAGGAAGGAGGAAGUGGAGCUUUCUGUGAAACUGGAUGACUCUUGUAAAAAGAGAAAGUUAAGGGAUAGGAUAGCUUCCUGGCCAACUAGCAGCAGUAACAGUUUAGGUGCCUUAUCAGGAGCCAGAGAAAGCUGCGAGUAUGAUUCAGGAGCAAGAGACCUUCAGAGUCCAGACCUUCAGAGUCAUUUUACACUACAAAAGGUGUUGCAAUAUGAUGGAAGCAAAGUGACUCAACAGACUGCUCUGCGAAGACUCCUAGCUCAGACGUCAAAUUUUAGCAACUCUGUUGGAGGGAGCUACUUAGAACUUGCCAACACU
This is a messenger RNA of Apaloderma vittatum (bar-tailed trogon), 462 nucleotides long. RefSeq lists its product as uncharacterized. Lineage: Eukaryota; Metazoa; Chordata; Aves; Trogoniformes; Trogonidae. The annotation marks the transcript as partial. Gene Ontology annotation, molecular function: calcium ion binding. The transcript has 2 exons. The record is from RefSeq and is a predicted model, not a curated record.